Molecule: messenger RNA, 6708 nt
Organism: Pecten maximus
Lineage: Eukaryota; Metazoa; Mollusca; Bivalvia; Pectinida; Pectinidae
Product: catenin alpha-2-like
Exons: 22
Coding region: 105-2888 (927 amino acids)
Biological process (GO): cell-cell adhesion; cell migration
Cellular component (GO): catenin complex; adherens junction
Molecular function (GO): beta-catenin binding; cadherin binding; actin filament binding
Source: RefSeq, a predicted model, not a curated record
AGCGGAAGUAGGGUUAGUCACUGUUUUGGUAUUGAAUAGACUACUUCCGUGGAACUUUUUACAGCAAGAACGGUAAAUCAUAAGGUUGGGAUUUAGGUCGAGAGAUGAGUACCUUAAGUCCCAAUGGUGUGGGGACCCUACAGAUCAAAUGGGACCCCAAAAAUUUGGAGAUUCGGACCAAAUCGGUGGAAAAAACACUGGAGCCCUUGGUCACCCAGGUGACUACACUGGUGAACCAAAAAAGCCCAUCCAACAAGAAGAAGGGCCGAUCAAAGAAGGCCCACAUCCUCAGCGCCGCUGUACAGAGGGCCACAGAAAAUUUUAUUGCCAAGGGUCAUGAAAUUGCCAAUGAAAAUCCAGACAUCAGAGCAGAUCUUAUAGCCGCCUUGGAUGAGGUCAAGAAAACGGGAGAGGAGAUGAGGGAUGCAUCGCAGGACUUCGCGGCUGAUCCCUGUUCCUCCAUGAAGCGUGGCGCCAUGGUAAGAGCGGCUCGAGCUCUCCUGUCUGCGGUCACCAGACUCCUCAUCCUGGCGGACAUGGUGGACGUUCACCUGUUAAUGAAGUCCCUCAGACUGGUGGAAGGUGACCUUGACCGUGUGAGGAAUGCUGCCAGCCAGCAGGAGCUGAUGGAUGGUUUCAAAGACCUGGGAGAAAGUUUGGCCGACCUUGCCGCCAAGGCCCAGCAACGACAAAAUGAUUUGAAGGACCCACGGAGGCGCGAUGAAAUUGCAGCAGCUCGGGCUGUCCUCAAGAAAAACAGCAUGAUGCUCCUCACAGCAUCCAAGGCUUAUAUACGUCACCCAGAGCUUGCUCCGGCCCGCGAGAACCGAGACUUUUCUUACCGCCAACUCCUGGAUGCUGUCAACACGAUCUCUGGAGUAGCACAAGCUUCCGGAGCCUCUGAUGCUCAUCCUUAUGAUGGAGCAGGAGAGCUGGCUGCUGCACUUGAUGAACUCAUGCAAAAGAUCAUCAUGGAUCCGUUAUCUUAUAACGAGGUACGCACACGACAGUCCCUGGAGGAGAGGUUGGAGAGUAUCAUUAGUGGUGCUGCCCUGAUGGCCGAUUCUUCCUGUACCCGUGACGACCGACGAGAGAAGAUUGUACGAGAAUGUAACAAUGUUCGACAGGCCCUCCAAGACCUUUUGUCUGAAUACAUGAGUAAUUGUCACGUUCCGGCUUCGUUGUUUGGAAAGUUGAAUCCCUCCGUGGUUCAACGAGUCAUUGGCUACCCAUCUGGACGCAGUGAGCCCAGCGAGGGACUCGAACAGGCCAUAGAAAACAUGCAAAAGAAAACACAGGAUUUACGUAGACAGUUAAGGAAAGCUGUGGUGGAUCACGUUUCUGACUCUUUCCUGGAGACCAAUGUACCUCUGUUGGUCCUGAUCGAGGCAGCAAAGGCUGGCGACGAGAAAGGUGUGGAGGAGUACGCUAAGGUGUUUGAGGAACACGCCAACAAACUUGUUGAGGUUGCCAGACUAGCCUGCUCCAUGUCCAGUAAUGAGGAGGGAGUGAAACUUGUCCGCAUGUCUGCCGCCCAAAUAGAGAGUCUCUGUCCACAGGUCAUUAAUGCUGCCCGCAUUUUGGCCAGUCGACCAAGGUCAAAGGUUGCACAGGAGAACAUGGAUGUUUUCAAGGACACAUGGGAAGGUCAAGUGAGGAUACUGACUGAUGCUGUGGAUGACAUCACAACCAUCGACGAUUUCCUGGCAGUAUCAGAAAGCCACAUCCUUGAAGAUGUCAACAAAUGUGUGCUGGCACUACAAGAGGGAGAUGCUGACACACUUGACCGAACAGCUGGUGCGAUCCGCGGGCGGUCAUCACGAGUAUGUAAUGUUGUGUCGGCCGAGAUGGACAAUUAUGAGAAUGGACCAUACACCGAUAGAGUCAUGGAGGCUGUUGCCAUGCUCCGUGAUCAAGUGAUGCCCAACUUUGCGGAGAAAGUGGAGAUGGCUGUGGAUGCCCUAAGCAGCAAUCCUCCACAUGACCCUGAUGAGAGCGAGUUUUACGACGCCUCCCAGCUGGUAUAUGACGGAGUACGAGACAUUCGCCAGGCAGUCCUGAUGAACAGAAAUCCAGAGGACAUUGAGACAGAUACAGAGGUGGACUUUGAUGAGAACAGGGACGAGUCCAUCAGUAAAUCGAGUUAUAAGACAGAACAGGAUGACCAGAACAAUGAACGCUGGAUGAUGCGUCACUUACCCGAGGAUGCCAAGGAGAAAAUCCAACAGCAUGUCCAGGAGUUCCAGGUCGAACGGCGCAAACUCGACUACGAAGUGGCCAAGUGGGACGACAGUGGCAAUGAUAUCAUCGUCAUGGCGAAGGAGAUGUGUAUGAUUAUGAUGGAGAUGACAGAUUUCACAAGGGGUCGUGGACCACUGAAGAGUACCAUGCAUGUCAUCAACGCUGCUAAGAAAAUCUCCGAAGCUGGAACAGGUCUGGACAAGUUGGCCCGUUCUAUUGCUGAUCAGUGCCCAGACUCGGCAUCCAAGAAGGACCUGUUGGCGUACCUCCAGAGAAUCGCCUUGUACUGCCACCAGCUCAACAUCACCAGCAAGGUCAAGGCUGAUGUUCAGAGUGUCAGCGGUGAGCUCAUCGUGUCUGGGUUGGACAGUGCUACGUCCCUGAUCCAGGCGGCUAAGAACUUAAUGAAUGCUGUAGUCCUCACUGUAAAGGCUUGCUAUGUGGCCUCUACCAAGUACAAGGUGGCAGGGUCAAAGGGCUCUGUGGUCAUGUGGAAGAUGAAAGCCCCAGAGAAGAAGCCGCUAGUCAUGAAAGAAAACCCACGUGACAUUCGUGGAAAGAUACGCAAAAGUGCACCUAAGAAGAAGAUUGAACCGGUGAAGGAACUUAGUGAGUUUUCAGAACUAAAUAUCGACAGUAUGUGCUGAAAUCUGGACUAAAACUUUGACUAAAGACACAAAAGUCAACACCCCGCAAAACACGAAUCUCUGAUUGAAGGAUGUGAAAUUUCUGAAGGAUGUUGGGUUUUCAGAAGUGAGCUUUACUGAAGUUAUGUAAAGUAUUAUUCGCCAUCUUCAAGGAAGCGAAUGUUGUGGUUGAUGUGUUUUGGCAGUCUUGUGAGGAGUUGCAGAUUGAUCAUAGUUUGUUAGGACAGAUUUGUCUAUCGGCAUAAAUUGCUGCCAGAAUGAUGAUGAUGCCUAUUAAUGAACUAAAAGGUUGUGGAGGGCAUUUCGCAUAUUAACAUGUGACUUUGGUGCCAACAAGGAAUCGUGGUUGUGUGUUAUAAGUAAAUCAAGAGUAUACAAAUUAUGCAUGAAAGUAUUAACGACUCAUUAACAUUCAUUAUUGUUAAAUUAAGAUUUUUUUUCUUGAUGAUGUCAUAUCGCCCGCCGUCUCCGUGUUGUCUUCCUUUCAUCAACAUUGUUAUUGUCGACACGUUAGCUUUGUAUUGUUUCAUCAUUUCUGUCUCUUUUUACGUCAAACAACCAAAACUGCGCAAAAGAAGAUUGAAGGAUACUAAGUGCUUGUAUAUUAUUACAGGGUCCAAUAUCGGUGAGAUUUGAGUUGUGAUUAUACUUAUCGAUGACACAGAGAAUUUACCCAUAAUGGAUGACUGAUGACGACAGCCAUGUCAAAGUUAAUAAUAUAAUGACAAUUUUGUGUGAUGUUCAUCCUAAUAUAUUUUUAUGUAGACAUAAAACAAUAUGUAUAAUAUUAAUUUUCAAGAUUGUGAACAGAAACUGUACUUAAAAAGGCAUUUUAUAACUAAAUGAAAUAUAUUUAAUCAAUUCAUGUAGCAUGAACGCUUCCAUGAAUUUGAAUUUCUUAAUGAGGUAGGAUUAAUGAGAAAUAUUAACCCUAUUUUGUCCAGUAAUACAACUGUGAUAUCAAAUUCAUGGAAAUUUUGUUUUGAAUUGAUUUAAAUUAAAAUUUGAAUUAAAUUUUUUUUUGAAUUUACAUUGUUAUACCCAGUAUGGGGAUCACAUAUCAUGGAUAUCAUAUCAGUAGGAUUUGUCGUUCAUGUACUUUUACCAAAGACAUCCUUAGCUCAUUAAUUGUAAACAAUUAAAUUAUUGACAGCCUUUGUAGUUCAUUUCAACAACUAUAUCAAUUUUUCAAGAGACCUGUGCAUAACAGAUUAUUUCAUAUUGCAAUUUUCCACACAAAAUCUAUUUUAUUUUCAUCGCAAACAGUUGUGCAUAAAAAUGUUGUGGUGUUUAUUUGUUUACUUAAUGUAUCAUUAGUUCCAUAUCCUUGAGUUUUUUACAAGAGAUUUUUCUUUAUUAUUGAUAAUAUUUUUACUGUACAAGAUUUAUUAUCAGAUUUAGUAAAUAUAUUUAACAAAUGGUUGAUGAGUAAGAAGUGCUAAUGUUAGUCACGCAGUCAUUAUAACCAGACCCAGAACAAUUGUACCGUGAUACAGACAUAUUUUAUAAAUUUACCCAGGAUUCUAGAGAAUAAACAUCAGAAACAGUUUAUAGUCAAUAAGAAAUCCUUAAUCUUGAUAAAUAUGAUCAAUAUAUUUUGCCAGAAUUUUCUCAUUAAAUAAUGAAAAAAAGGGUGUCUGAUAAAUAGCUCAUGCCCCUGGCCACCAAUGUGGAUAUAUAUAUAUGCCUUUCAGUAAAAACUUGAACAAAUGCUGUUUUAUUGCCUGAGAAUAGACCAACUCCUGCUUUGAGUGAGGGUUUCUGUAAUGACCCAGUGUUUUUUAUGCAAUAAAAAUUAAGAUCUCUUAUGGUGAUAUAUUCUGCCAUAUAGUACAUUUAGCUACUUUACAAAAGAAAUCCUCACAAGCCUUAGGAAGAACGUUGCAUAGAUACAUAAUUGCUAAGCAAAUACAUUUGAAACACCUGAUUUCAGAUUUUAAGUUUGUAUUUUGUAUGCUUGAGGAAAACUUGUCUUCAGGUAAACUUGCCAGUGAAACAUAUUGUAUAGAUCUAUUAUUUUUAGGAAAAGGGAAUAUUAUUUAGUGAUGUGUAUGUUAUUUUGUACAUGUGUAGAAUCUCUGUAGUAACCCAGGACCUAGUCAUGUUAGUCUAAUAGUGUUAUAUAUAUAUAUAUACAUGUUACAGAUCCCGACAGAUUAUUUGAUGGAGAAGUCCUCUAAUGGCACCAAAACUUAUUUCUUUAAUUACCUUGAAAACUUGGACAAAUUUGAUGUUUUUACCCAACUAAUAUUUUAUGAGUUAUUGCCCUUUGUGUAUUUGGCUGUGCAGUGUGACUGCAGUCACUUCAAUAUCUUUAGAGCAAUCAUUGGGCAAUUACAUAUGAUAGUUUAUAACAAGGUUAAUUGCCAGACCCUGAGGGUUUGGACAAGAGUUUAUAACAAGGUUAAUUGCCAGACCCUGAGGGUUUGGACAAGUUUAUUAUCUGUUAUUUUUGGACUAACAUUUUAAGAGUUAUAUGACCCUUUAUGUAUUUGGCUGUACAGUGUGACUGUCACUUCAAUAUCUUUACCAUAAGGGGAAUUACAUUAAGAGUUUAUAACAAUGUGAAUUAGCUUGAAAUAGUUUUUGUACAUCGUAGAAUUAUUAUACAAAGAUCCUCAAAUGACUUUCAUACUGAUAUACAAGUUCAGAGGAUAUUGCAGAUAUCUUAGAUAUUUCAAAAUCAGAAUAAAAAAUAAUGCUCUACGUAUUGAGUUUUAGAAUUGAAUGAUAAAUUGAGAAUACAGAAAUAUUAUUUUUUAUGAUAAACAGUUGUGAAUUUAACAUUUUAUUUGUUAAAUUGUUAGAUGUUUUACACUUGGUUGUGACAAAAUUGUUUUGAUUGUUGUUUUAAUUUUCUUGUGUAAUAAUAUUUCAUGAAUUUUGUUUCUUGUCAAGUUUGUCAUCUUUCUUUACCAAGUUAAGAGGAAAUUGAUACUAUUUUUAUGUUCAAUGGAUUCUCUCGUUUUAAAUCUAUAUGAAUUUAUGCUACCUUGCAAAGUUACUAUCACACCUUCUUUAAUGAAGAGUUUGGCUACCUUACUAUCGCACCUCCUUUUAUGAAGAGUUCCACUCUCAGAGAGGUAUAUCUUCUAGGAAUAUUAAUUUGAAAUUUGAUUUUGAAUUAUUUUUAGAUAUUGAAAUAUAAUUGAAUCAAAAUUUGUUGAGGAUGUUGCAAUUCAUGAAUCAAAAUGUUUAAAUUUAGUAGAGAGUAAUUUUCAGAUCGAUGAUAAGAAUUGUUAAAUAUGUGAAGAAUGCUUGUUGGUUCACGAUAGGACAUUUAAGAUAAAUAGUGAAUUUUAUCAAUAAAAACUUGAAAUAAUUGUCAGACAAGGGUGAAAGAUCAACAAGAAAAGAACAUACCUACCAACAGUCCCACCAUCAAUGUAAACCAUCAUCUACUAUCUACUAUCAUGAAGCAAUAUACAUGUAGUUACUGUUAGGUGUUUUGCUGAUGUUCAACUUAUUGAGAAAAUAAUUAAUGAUUACAUCAGAUUUUGUGAAGGUUUCUUUGUAAUUCACUGUUUUGUAUUGAAUUAGUGAUUACUAGUUUCAUUCUGCCAAACUUUUUAUGACGUGUUGGGUUAAAAAUCACAUCAGGAUGUAAGUUGACCAAGCCUCACACUAUAGUAUCUUUAUUUAGCUACUUUACAACUUGUUUGUAAGCAUUGUCAGCUUUGGUUUGAGGACCAGCCAUCUAGUGGUAGAUACAUAUAUAUAUAUGUCUUUAAUUUCCUGUUUUGUCAGUUAUUUUUAACAAUAACGUUUUACAUAGACAGAUACAUCAUGAACAUUUUUAAUAAAAUUGUAUUUCAUUUAA